UAGAGGAGGCAUAGAGUGUGGGCAGCCUGGGACGGUGUUGGCAAACAUGGAGCAGACCUCAAUGUAAACACCUCGCCAGCCUCCUGCUUCGCCUCGCACAUUCUCAGCGCCAAGAUGCAAUCCCUCGACCCUCAUAAUGGAAAGAACUUCUGGAAGAAGAAUAGCAAGUCUGUGCCGGGGAGCAUGCGAGCUGUGUAUGGCGCCAUGCAUCCUCCCAUUACACGCUCACCAAAGUCGAGCCCACGUAAGGAGGGCGCACAGAGGAAACCUGAGGUGAGCGAUAGUUUCCAGGAUUACCAGGAAUCGGUCAACGAUGCUUGGGAUUGUGGGGAUGAUGAGUUCUGCGUUAUAUCAGAUGUGAAAAUAUCAAAUCGCAUGGUUCAGUCUGCCGCAUUAAGUGUGAUCAAUAGCCAUCGAUCCAGGCAGCUGCCACCUCACAACUUAGCCGAACUUCACAAUCAGCUCCAGCCUACCAUAGCCUGCUCAGAUGCACAUGCAACAGAAAUAGUCUCUCACCCAGUGGUCAACAAUAUUCACUCCUCUGUGGGCGUGUUGUCUUAUUCACCCCCGAUUGAGGGUGCCCUCCCUCUGUCCAGACUAGACCCAUCAGCAGCAGUCACACAUAGGACUCCUGUCAUCAGUACCUCGGGUAAUGAGAGAGACAUGGCUAAACAAGAAAAGUUCCUAGAAUUAAUUUCAAGCAACAGUACCAAUUUGUCGGAGCUUCGGAAGCUCUCGUGGUCUGGUAUUCCGCCCUCUGUUCGAGCUGUCACUUGGAGACUCCUUAACGGGUACCUCCCGGCCAAUGCUGAACGACGUGAGGAUACUCUGAAGCGGAAACGGGAAGAAUACUGGAGCUUUGUGAAGCAGUAUUAUGAUACUCGACAUGAAGAUAUAUACCAGGAUACAUUUAGGCAGAUUCACAUAGAUAUUCCAAGGAUGUCACCUCUAGUGCCACUUUUCCAGCAGAUCAUUGUACAGCAGAUGUUUGAACGCAUCUUGUACAUUUGGGCUAUUAGGCAUCCGGCAUCAGGCUAUGUGCAAGGGAUUAAUGACCUUGUGACACCUUUCUUUAUUGUCUUCCUACACGAAGUAGUUCCUAAGGAAGAGAAAUUGGACACGUAUGAUGUGGAGUUGGUAGCGGAAGAGGAUCGAGCAGUGGUGGAAGCCGACAGCUUUUGGUGCAUGUCUAAACUCCUUGAUGGUAUCCAAGACAAUUACACCUUUGCCCAACCGGGUAUACAAACCAAGGUUCAACAGCUUGGGGAACUCAUGAAGAGAAUUGAUGUCAAUCUUCACCAACAUUUGGACAGGCACGAGAUUGAUUACCUCCAGUUUUCUUUCCGUUGGUUCAACAACCUGCUGAUGCGGGAGAUGCCCUUAGGCUGCACUGUGCGUCUCUGGGACACCUUACAUGCUGAACCUGAUGGCUUUUCUCACUUUGUGUUGUAUGUGUGUGCAGCAUUUCUGAAGUAUUUCUCACAUCAUCUCAUGGCCCAAAGGGACUUUCAGGGUCUUAUGCUGCUGCUUCAAAAUCUUCCAACUUCUAGCUGGUCUGACAGUGAGAUCAGCCUCCUGGUUGCUGAAGCUUUCCGUCUCAAGUACAUGUUUGCUGAUGCUCCGAACCACCUCCAGGCUAACAAAAAGUGACUUUAGCACCUUCUAAAAUUUGGAAAAAUCCAGCCUGCUCUUAGCAGCAGCUUUUUGGUGACAUGAAUCAUACACCACAUCCAACCAAAUUCCAAGUUGCAUUAGAUGCUCUGAACUUCUAUACGGAUGGGUGGUUGUGUGCAUUCCACUGCACCCUUGGUAAUGAUGGCAGAUCUGUGGAGAAAUUACUCAAAAGUUACAUGAACAUUUACUUGAACUGGAUCAACUGUAAUGAGUAAGAUGAAGUAUGCAGUUUGCCAUGGAAGGUUAGAAGGUCUGUGGAAGUAUGGCUUGCAUUUUGAUUAUCUGUUAGCAUACCGUAGAAUUCCUGUCUCUGUACUCUAAUUUCCUUAACAUUUUCACAUUGAAAAUUUGCCUUUAGUUAAGAAGGUAAUUGUAUGCCUGUUUUGUCUACUCCUUUUGGGGAAAUUGAUAUUGGGUGUGUUUGAGGGCGUACAUAGUCUGUAUGGUUUUGAUAAGUUUGUGUCAUUUUAAGUAUGUAUGUAUGUACAGGAAUAUCUUAUUUACCAGAUUGAAAUUAAAAUACUAUUUUA
Molecule: messenger RNA, 2204 nt
Organism: Procambarus clarkii (red swamp crayfish)
Lineage: Eukaryota; Metazoa; Arthropoda; Malacostraca; Decapoda; Cambaridae
Source: RefSeq, a predicted model, not a curated record